AUGUAAUAACAAAAAUAGUAUUUAUACAUUUACAUGUAAGGGUGUAAACGAGUAUGACAAUAUAGUAAAACAUUCCAUACAUUUCUGAUCCGUGACACCGCCUUCAUAUACACAUCUUCACCUGUAAUUUGGAUAUAGGAAGUGAUUGAGAAAACAUUUUUCUUGUAUUCUAAAUUAUAAAAUGGCCGGAUCUGUAACACCAAAACAAGCAGAAGCUUACUGGAAGAAGUAUAAUAAAGAUGGCAAUGAUGUUCUUACAAUAGAGGAGGUGAAGCAAUGCCUUCAGGAUGUAUACGAAACGGUUGAUGAUUUCGACAUAAAUGAAAAGUUUAUUUUCUUCGGACAAAAGGAAGCAAAGAAUUUAACGAAAGAGGAAUUCAUGACAGGCAUACUUAGAACUCAAAAAUGUGAUGAGUUAAAGAAUGCAUUUGAAGAAAUGGAUAAAGAUGGAAGCGGAAGUCUGACUAAAGAGGAACUUGAAGCAGGUCUAUCAAGUCAUGGAUUUGAAGGCGAACAAGCUAAAUGCAUUGUAGAAGAACUAGAUUAUGAUAGUGAUGGAAAAUAUAACUUGAAAGAAUUCCUAGAAUCAGUUUCAUUUAGUGAAAUGUUUGCAAAGGCGUACAAGUUUUAGACCUAAAUGAUGUUUGAAUGCCGAUCCUUUGAGCUUUGCUUUCAAGUUGUGAGUUAAAAUUUGAAAAGGAUCUGUAUUUUAUUCUCUUAGCACGUUUGUUAUACUGAAUUGACAAUGUUGUGUUCUUGACAUGUUUAAAAUGCAAUUCAGAUCUUAAUAAAUUAUUCUUUUUUUUAA
This is a messenger RNA of Mytilus trossulus (common blue mussel), 808 nucleotides long. RefSeq lists its product as uncharacterized. Bases 182 to 631 code for a protein of 149 amino acids. The record is from RefSeq and is a predicted model, not a curated record. Gene Ontology annotation, molecular function: calcium ion binding. NCBI's taxonomy places the organism in Eukaryota, Metazoa, Mollusca, Bivalvia, Mytilida, Mytilidae. The transcript has 3 exons.